Ctenopharyngodon idella (grass carp) is the source of this 3095-nucleotide messenger RNA. RefSeq names its product tsukushi small leucine rich proteoglycan homolog (Xenopus laevis) (gene tsku). The record is from RefSeq and is a predicted model, not a curated record. The transcript has 2 exons. Gene Ontology annotation, molecular function: protein binding. The coding region runs from base 327 to 1370 and encodes 347 amino acids. Lineage: Eukaryota; Metazoa; Chordata; Actinopteri; Cypriniformes; Xenocyprididae. Gene Ontology annotation, cellular component: extracellular matrix.
CUUCAUUCUCAUGAUUCUUGUGAACCUGUCUAGUCUCUUUUGACCUGACUUUUAAUCAGGUUAACCUAUACCCAGAUUCAGCGUUAUUGCUUGUAGAGCCAAGUGCACGAAAGAGGUUUAAGUUCAUGUAAUUUAGUUAAACAAAGAGCACAUGGGUAGGGAGGUCAGGCAACAAAAGUUGUCAGUAGAGCGUGGCAGAGCAUUUAUAGAUUUCAGCUGGAGCCGUACAGAACAUCUCCAUCUGUGACACAUAGACCUUCUGUCUGCUUUUUAAAGUCUUCUGCGUACUUCAUGAAAACGCGUAAGAAAGAUUCAGAUAUCUCACCAUGGCCACAUUGCUGUGUCUAUUCUUCUCUUUGCUUGGCCUGGCUGUCAUGGGAGCAGUGAAGAACUGCCAUCCACAGUGUCGUUGUGAGGUGGAGAGCUUCGGGCUCUUCGACAGUUUCAGCCUGACCAAAGUGGACUGCAGCGGGAUCGGCCCCGGGAACGCUCCUGUCCCCAUCCCUCUGGACACCUCCCAUCUCGACCUCUCCUUAAACUCCAUCACCUCCAUCAGCGAUUCAAUGCUCUCCGGACCGGGCUACACCACCUUGGUCAGUCUGGACCUAAGCAGCAAUCUGAUAGCACAUGUCAGUCCCAAAGCGUUCUCUAAACUUCGUUACCUGGAGACGUUGGACUUGAGCAACAAUGCUCUUGAGAGUCUUGGAGAUGGCUGCUUCACUGGACUCCCUCUCGUUGAGCUGGACCUGAGUGAAAACCGAUUCAAAGAGUUCAGCCUUGAUCUCUUCACCACCAGGGCACAGGAUAUACCAAUCAUGUUGGACCUGUCGCAAAACCUUCUGACCUCCAUUACCAGGAAGACGCCUGGCCAUCCGCUAUACAUCAAGAGUCUUAUGCUUGCAGGGAACAGAUUGAAGAUGGUACCGGCGCUUAAUGGAAUCCCACUUCAGUAUCUCAACCUGGACGGGAAUCUCAUCUCCAGCAUUGACGCAGGAGCCUUUGAUUCGAUGACAGAACUGGUUCACCUGUCUCUCAGCGGCCUGUCUGACCUGACCCUGAUUCAACCAGGUGCUUUCAGGGGUUUGAGGAACCUGCAGGUCUUAGACUUAUCAAACAACAGCCGGCUUAAGACGUUGAGCCCAGAUGUGUUUAGCGGACUCGUCUCUUUACAAGAGCUCAAUUUGUCCAAUACUGCUGUCACACCAUUAUCAAGGGCCGUCUUUACCCAGAUGCCAAGCAUAAAGAGUAUAACUCUAGGGCAAAAUGUGCAUUGCUGGAAGACACACAAGCAAGGACAGUUUCACAGACAGAUUGGACAGGCUAAACCCAAUGAUAUACUUACCUGUGACAAUGCAGGAAUGAUCUUAUGAGCCUGAAAUGCCAGGAAAGACUAAUUUUCUCAUCUCUGUGCCUUAUUAGUAUCUCAUGCGAUCUUUUAUUUUUUUCUAAUUCAAGAUUGCAUGGUAUUUGCACAUACUAUGCCAACUAAGGUCCGCUAUUUUACUGGUGUUCAUCAUCAUAUUUUAACACAGACAGUGUAUUACGAUAACCCAUGCACUUUAUUUACCACAUUUCUGUUCUUCUACGUAAUGUCACAUGAGAUUUGAAGUGUGAUGUCAGCUCUAAUGUGAUGUGUUCAUUUUUUGUUUUGUUUUAUAACACGAUCAGUCUUAAAGUUUCAUAAGUUGUGUAUUGAAACACAACAGUGUAGCAGGUCAAUGCAGAAAAACAUUGGUUCCUUUAGACGCCCCUUAUAUGAUACAACUUAAAUGGCCAUAGAAGCUGUACAGUUUAAACUAAUGCAUACUGAAAUUCUCAGAAGGUGUAUUAGAAUGAUUUACAGUGGAACUUAAAGGAUUAGUUCACUUUCAAAUGAAAAUUACCCCAAGCUUUACUCACCCUUAAGCCAUCCUAGGUGUAUAUGAUGUUCUUCUUUCAGAUGAACACAAUUGGAGUUAUAUUAAUAAAUAUCCUGAUGCAUCCGAGCUUUAUAAUUGCUAUGAACCAGUCCAACGAGUAUGAAGCUCAAGAAAGUGCAUCCACCCAAAGCAAAACUCCACAUGGCUUCGGGGGGUUAAUAAAGGCCUUCUGAAGUGAAACAAUGCGUUUGUGUAAGAAAAAUAUCCAUAUUUAACAAGUUAUGAAGUAAAAUAUCUAGCUUCCACCAGACCGCCUUCUAUAUUCAACUUACGAAGAAAGUGUAACGCCUCUUGCAGUUCAAAACGUUUAUGCUAUGUUCUACGCUUCCAUAAUUCAACUUAAGAAAAAAGCUUAACUGACGCGACAUCAGUUACGCUUUCUUCUUAAGUUGAAUACAGAAGGUGGUCUGGCGGAAACUAGGUAUUUUACUUUAUAACUUCUUAAACAUGGAUAUUUUUCUUACACAAAUGCAUCAUUACGCUUCAGAAGGCCUUUAUUAAACCCCUGGAGCCGGAGUACGUUUGGCUUUGGAUAGAUGCACUUUCUUGAACUUCAUACUCGUUGGACCUGUUCACUUCCAUUAUAAAGCUUAGAUGUGUCAGGAUAUUUAUUAAUAUAACUCAGAUUGUGUUCAUCUGAAAGAAGAAAGUCAUACACACCUAGGAUGGCUUGAGAGCGUGUAAAGCUUGGGGUAAUUUUCAUUUGAAAUUGCCCUCAAUGUUUAAACGAUUAGUUCAAUCAAAUUUGGUUCAUUUAGAUGUUUUUACUUGUUUUAAAGUGGGGCGUUUAUUUUUUGAUAGAAGCACAAAGAAUAAAAUACAAUGUGGAAUUUAAUUAUUUAAAUUUUGCAUUUUAAUGUAAUUUAUUAGUUUAGCAGUGAAAUGUUUUCCUAAUACUGAACCUAAAAUAGGAUUUACAAACUACAAAAUAAAAUAUUUUCUACACAUCACUCAGACUGACGCUUGAGGGAAAUGUAACAUUUAUAAUUCCUAAGUCGUCAUUUCACAGACGUUUACUUGAUGUUGCUCUGAAAUUUUUGCACUUUGGAUGUUCUUAUAAGAUUUGUAUGGGAAAAAAAAAUUACAUGAUGGUUGUUCAUCAUGUGAGUUGAGGUAUGUUUUAUGUUUGUACAAAACUAUACUCAUAAUAAAAUAUAAUCAACUUUACAUAUAUAA